AUGUCAGACGUCACGUGGCCACGGUCACUGAGGCCGAUCAUGCCCACACCGUUCGCACCCCCUACGACAUCAGCCUCUUCGCGGAAUGUAGAGGGCGGGGCCUACAAUGACGAUGAUGACGCCGACGACGACGAUCUGAGCAGCCUCGACGAAGAGGAGGCCGAGAAGGUCGGGAUAAUGAUCGAAGGGAGCUUGGCCGAGGCCGAUACGUCGUACAGACCUACCAAGGCCAAGCAAGCGGUGAGGCCUCGAUCUCAUCUUCAUGGCUAUCGAUGUGACUGACCAACACGACCGUGACGCUUGCAGCGACGUCGAACGUUCUGCUUCUUGUUCCUCUCGAUCCUCCUGGCCUGCCUCUUGACGGCCUUCGCGCUCUCGCAUCUCUUUCGAGGCCGACAUACCUUCCACGGUGGCGGACUCAAACCCAUUUCAUUCGAACACCUGAUGAACGGAACCUUUUCCAUUCAUACCGAAAAGUUGGAUUGGCUGGCAGAAGGUGAGUGAACGCUACCGAGGACUCGGCGAUUCAUCUCGGUGCGAUCUGACCUUGCGUAUUCGAUCUUGCAGCUGGGGAUGGAGUUUACAGUCAUCGAUCGAAUGACGGAUCACUCAUUCUGGAAGACAUCAAUUCGGGCACAUCGAGGGUGCUGGUCAAGAGUGACGCGAUCAAAGACGUGAGUAGUCCCCGAACCACUGCAGAUUCGUCAGUAGGGUGCUGAUACUGAGUUCGACGAGCAAACAGGGCUCGGGACAGCCGCUCUACUGGUCAGAGUUCGCCGUUUCUGCCGACCUCAAAUACAUCCUCUUUGCGGCGAACCAAGUCAGUCAAUGGCGUCACUCUUCCCACGCCAACUUUUACGUCCAUACAGUUCAAUCGGGCGAGACUGUCGCGCUUCGACCACCAUCGGCGGCGCCCCACACGGCGAUCGCCUCGUUCUCGCCGAAAGAUCACCACAUCGCAUACGUGCACGCCAAUGACCUUUACGUCCUCGAAUCUCCGCCAAGCGUUGGCGACGUUCGACCGCCUAUUCGAGUCACCGUCUCGGGUAGUCCUACAACCUUCAACGGUGUGCCCGAUUGGGUGUACGAGGAAGAGAUCUUUGGCUCCGAUUCGGCGUCUUGGUGGUCACCCGAUGGGAGCAAGCUCGCGUUUCUCUCGUUCGACGAGGAACGGGUCCCAGAGUAUUCGUUUCCGAUCUACAAUCCGGCGGCAUGGGGUCCCGGUGGCGGAAUACCUUACCCGACCGAAACGGUGAUGCGGUACCCCAAACCGGGGUAUGCCAAUCCCCUCGUGACGAUCCACGUCUUCGAUCUCGCUAGCUACUUAGCGGUCCCUCAACGCCCCACACCGGUCGAACCAGAGGCGAAUCCACCGGUUGUCGAUCCGAGGGUACUCGAAGUGACGUACGAACUCGUCCUCUCCAAGCCUUUCGAUCCCAACGAUAUGCUCGUCAGCGAAGUAACUUGGGUUGGCAAGGAUGAUCUCAUGAUCAAGGUCACAGACCGGACGGCGCAGAUCCAGCGUACUGCGCACUUCCGUCUCGACGAAGCGGUUACCGAUCGAAGAAUCGUGGGAAAGGUGGUGCGCGAGGAGGAUUUCGGCAAGAUUGACGGAGGAUGGAUCGAACCUACCCAGACGAUCGUGGGGAUCGACUCGACGAUUCUCCUUCAUUCUCACCAGAAUGACGCGUCCGCUGAUGCCAUUCGGCCUAGACCGUCUUUCCCGUCGGGCUAUCUCGACGUUGUCGCCGACUCGGAGGGGUUCCGUCACGUCGCCUACUUCUCCCCGCCCGACACCGCGACACCUAUCUUCCUCACCCGAGGAAAGUGGGAAGUCGUCGAGUCGUUAUCGGCGAUCGAUCUCUCGAGGGGGCUCGUUUACUUCAUCGCUGCAAACCCCUCGAUCGAGCGCCAUCUCUAUUCGAUCCCUUUGCCAAAGACGACUGCCGAACUGAACGCCCUCAGUCAAGCGGGUGCUGAGCUUGUGGCACCGACGCCGUUGACGGACGUAACCAAGAUGGGACACCACACGGUCAGCUUUUCUCCCUUCGCCGGAUUCUACGUCGUCAACUACCGGGGACCCGAUAUGCCUUGGCAAAAGUUGUACAAGGUCGAUGAUCAGAGUGAGUUUGGCCCUCUCAAUUCUGGAGCUGAUCCCGCGAGCUGAUCGACGACAGCCCCCAACUCUCACUCAGGCUUCACCAAAAUUUUGACCGACAACGCUGCCCUGGCUAAAAUAGAUGCGGCAUUUCAGCACGUCGACAUCAGCUACUCGACCCUCGAGCUUGAAGGCGGCUAUAGUGUGAAUAUCCAGGAGCUCCGACCUCCAUUGAUCGAUGCCUCAGGCCGAAUGAAAUACCCCCUCCUCGUCGAAGUCUACGGUGGACCCAACUCGCAAAAGGUAUCAACGGCGUUCGAGAGGGAUUGGCAUCACUUCCUCGUCACUUCGAUGGGCUACAUCGUCGUACGUAUCGACCCGCGCGGAACAGGCUUCAAAGGACGGCAUUUCCGCGUCGGGAUUCGCAACCAACUCGGUUCUCUCGAAGCCUCGGACGUCGUCGAAGCGACUCGCCAACUCGUCUCUUCGCGCUCUUACAUCGAUUCGAAACGUCUUGGUAUUUGGGGAUGGUCUUACGGCGGUUAUCUGACGGCCAAGGUUGCCGAAACCAAUUCUUCACUGUUCACGUUGGCGAUGUCCGUUGCGCCGGUUACGGAUUGGAGGUAUUAUGAUUCGGUCUAUACGGAGCGAUACAUGUCGACGCCGAAAUUGAAUGGGCCCGGGUACGACAAAGCGGCCGUGGUGCAAAUGCAGGGGUUCAGAAACCUUGAUUAUCUGUUGGCGCAUGGCUCGGGAGAUGACAAUGGUAAGACCACGACCAGCGUACCCUUUUUUUUCGGAAGAGGCCCCCUGUUCUGAACUUUUGAUGCUACGCAGUCCACUUCCUCAACUCGGCAGCUUUACUCGACAAGUUGACGUUUGCUUCAGUUCGGUAGGUCGUCAUUGAGGCUCUCGGACGUAUAGACGAGCAUCGCGCUGACACCAUCUUCUUCCUGGACCUCACUCAGCACCUUCCGAUUCCGCAUGUUCACCGAUUCGGAUCACUCGAUAGGGGUGCGUUUCCUUCAUCUCGUACAAACGCCCCCCUCAAAAUCUGACCCGAAUCUCCGCUUCCUUUGGCACAGAUGAGAAAAGCCUACCCGGAACUCUUACAAUGGAUGACGGCCUUCUUGAUUGAGAAGUGGGGCGAAGGAGGGAGGUCCAAACAGAAAUGGAGGACCCACACGAAGGAGCAUUUCAUAGAAUAG
Molecule: messenger RNA, 3306 nt
Organism: Microbotryum saponariae
Lineage: Eukaryota; Fungi; Basidiomycota; Microbotryomycetes; Microbotryales; Microbotryaceae
Source: the annotation of a GenBank genome assembly